UGGCCGCUGCCAGUGCGCGGUGACGUAAAAACCGCGCCCACGGAAAAACCCCUGUGGCUUCCUCCAGCCGUAGCUUUUCCGAUUUUCCUCAAUUGCGAGAAACCGCUAAACUUUCCUGCUUUCACUGGAGGCGUAAAACAGUCCGCAGGUCAAUCGCGAGCGCCUUAUGGACGCUCGCCCGUAUCAUUCAAAACGCCAUCCACGCGACUCGAGCGGCGGCAGUCACUCACGACAGCUGUGCGCCCUGGAUUGAUCUUCAUGACCGUGAGCCGCGAUGACAUCAGCGAAGGCAGCGCAGGCGGCGUUGGCGUUAUCGCUCCGUGCGCGCCGUGACGAAUGCGGAGUUCGUUUUUGAAGUCAUGGCGGUCAGGAAACGUGGCGAAGCUAAGAGGGCCGCGGCCGAAGCCGCCGCUGUACCGGCGGCCAGUCCACAGUCGCCCGCAGCAGCGGUGCCCGUGUUUUCGACCAGGAGAAUCAUCGUGCGCGUUGGCGUGUCCGUCGCGUUGCUGACGGCCCUCUACAUUCCGGCGUGGCGGAAGUCCGGGAGCGUCAGGACGUUCGCGUCCCGCGACGAGGUCUUGGCGAUCAAGUCAGAAACGGUGGAGUGUUCCAAAGACUACGUGAACGACCGUCGGCUCUUCAAGGAUUGUGCCCCCCAAAAGUGCGGAAGAGUGGUUUCGGACAGCGUGGUCACCGCCGAAGAGAGUGAUGCACUGUUGAACCUGGCAAAGCGAGGCUUGGCACUGAGUCAUUCCGACGGUGGAGCUUCGAUUCUUGAUUUGCAUUCCGGAUCCAUUUCCUUGGGAAAAAAAUUCGUCAAUGUCUACAAACUGCUUGAACAGAAAGGCACUACGCUAUUCAGUGACCAUGACUUGAAAGUCUACAAGCAGGUCAAGGACAAGAUUCGAAGCCUGAUCAGUUUUCAGUUUGGCAUCAGGCCAGACUCCUUACACUUGACACACCCGACAUUCUUUUCGGAAAUGACGGUGCGGCCGGCCGUCACCGUCCACGACGAGUACUGGCACGUGCACGUCGACAAGGAGCAGUACGGAUCAUUCCACUACACUUCGCUGCUCUAUCUGGCCGACUACAAUGCUGAUUUUGGCGGAGGUCGCUUGUUUUUUGUGGACACCGUGAGGGGCAAUUCCACGGUGGAACCGAAGAAAGGUCGUGUCUUGGCUUUUACAUCUGGCUCGGAGAACCCGCACUUCGUGGAGAAAGUGGACAAGGGGGUGCGAUAUGCGCUGACCGUGUCGUUCUCCUGUGACCCUUCAAAGGCCAUCCGUGACCCCGGCAGGCCUCGACCGAGCGUCUGAGGCGCAACGUAUUGUGAAUGCGACAUGGUCCAUGAAGAUGAAGGUGCUGGAGGUUGUUCAUGAAUGCGAUGUGGCGUUGUUCUGCACAUUCGUGCUUUUCUACAUAUUGGGGAAAAUGGGAGCGAAACAAAAGUUUUAAAUGCCGAUUUCCACGACCAAAGGGAUUUUGACGCAUACAGGGGCAGUAACAUUGCCCGUAGUUAUCGCGGAGGCCUCUUGAUAAAAAUGCCUGAUAAACAAUUUUCUAUGCAUACAUGCUUUAGUUAUGCAUACUAAUUAGGAAAGUGGAAAUGGAACAUUUCUGUAAACUUCAAAAAAAAAAGGUAACAGGACUUAAGCUCGUUUCAUGCAUAUGAUUGGAUGACAUUCUCUACAGUGAUUUGACGCCUCAUUACAAGUGCGACACAGGCUUUUCAAUGCAUACAUUACUUAGCGUGCCAGUGAGUGGAAACGAAAGGAAAGCUUCUAACAACAAAAAUAAAGCAUAUUUUCGUGACUCAACCUUUUACGCAUAAGAAAGACUUUGCGAGUGAUUGUUUUCACACAUUUGGCAGAAAGCUAUACGACUAGACAAAGAAAUGAAGGUUCAAGCUUACCUUUAUUUAAUUUCAUGCCAAAGUGCCAGCGUUGAUAAAUCUGUGCGAUGUAAUGGAUUUCGAAGUAUCUUGUGAUAUUUAAAUCGUUUUCAGUGCAGGAAAACUACUCAAAACUGACUACGUAGUUUCUAUUUCUUCUUCUCUCUUCUUUUUUAGAAUGCAAUGUACCGUAUUUACUCGAAAAUGCGUUGAACACAAACUCGUCAAAAAAUAAAAAAUUGAAUAUAGGUCAACCCAUAUCUCCAGAAAAUCUUAACAAGACAUAGGUACCUUUGCUUACCACAAGCUCGGCUACUAAAUAUCGCUAGUUGAUGCCACCAGCUGCAGCCUCAUUGGGAGUGCCGGAGAAGUCGUUCUCAUCGGAUGUUUCACAGGUGUCCUUGGCACUCCAUACGUUGUUGUCCUCGGUGCCGUCAAGUGCAUUGGAUACUAAGCAUUUGUUAAAGCCAGUCUGGACAAUCUCCAGGCUGGCCUUACGAAGCACGCAACGAAGGGAUUCCGUAGGCCCAGUACUUUUUAAUGCGAGAGCAUAACUUGGCUCAUCGUGCGAGCCCGCCGUCAUCAGAAAGCCGUGGCAGAAAAACGGUGCACAAAUUACGUCAUCUUCGUCUAACUAAAGAAAAAAAAGUGGCCAUGGUGAGGAUUCGAUCCUCUGCCCCACUGCGAUCGCUCCGUAGCCGAGCGUGCUAACCAGUGUGCCACCGUUACAACAGGCAGCAGUGAAAAAUAUCUUUGAGGCCGUGCAUGUGGUUUGGCUCUGCCUGGCAGGCGAUUCACUAGAUGGCACUAUGGAGUCUUCAUCGUCCUAAGUUGAAUCGCUCGCAUCUACAUCAUCAGGCGAGACAGCAAAACGUGGCCGGAGAUGCCAGUUCACUGACGACGAAGUUCGAGACCAUUGUAACGCGGCAAAACGUGCGCAGUGAGCGGAUGCAGCGAAAGAACAUUCAUCACCCAAGCUCCCGACGACACGAAAGUGACUGGGAAGCGAGCACGGUGAGCUGCAGCGAGGCACACUUUAACGAGAACUCCACAAAUAAAGCUCUGCUGAGAGUUUGCAAUAUGGCCGGUUUGUCAUCUUGCAUUGUUGCAACCUUAUAACCAGCAACAUUGCACCCGGAAACAUAACGCAGUAGCAACAAACUUGGCAGCAACACUAAACUCGGCGACAAUGCGGCGACGCACUCGGCAACAAGUAAACCCCGUUUACACAUUGUAAGAAUUGCUUAGGUGCCCCCAUAUUCUAGCUUUGUUCACGAACAUAAACCAAGAUUCUUUGGUCACGCAUAAAGGUCAAUAGCAGACUUUGGAUAACAUCUAAAAAAAAUAGUUGACCUAUAUUCAAGAACUACGAUAUUCCUCUUUUACUGAUUAUACUUUUAAGUGAACUUGAAUAGAUGCUCUUGAAGUCCACGACUGCACGACCAGUGUGGCAGCUUCAGAUCAGCGUGGUGGCGCUACCAGUCUUGUUUGUUGCAUGCAUUCUUGCUUACCAAGCAUCCAUUCACGUCAGUAGAGGUUGUGCUAUUGCGGUGGCAUAAUUUAUCAGUACAGCUUAAUGUUGCUUUGCACUGUCCCUGUAAAGCUUAAGCUCUUGUGUCCCUGGCUUUUGUUAAAUGUUCCACCACCUUCUAUACCCAUUCAGUAUUCACUGUGCCUUCGUGCAUCAGUCAAAACGGGUCCGACACACAGCUUUAACCCUCCUACCUAUGCACUUACGUUUUGGCAGUUGACCUGUUGAGCUGUUGUAAUAGUAAAGAACAAAUUGUGCUUUCAAAGUUUUUUUUUUCUAUGAGACCAAUGUAUUAACGCAUACCUUUGUUCGUUUGGAUGUACAUAUUUCAUUCCAUUGUUAAUAAAAGCUUUUUCACUUG
Dermacentor andersoni is the source of this 3783-nucleotide messenger RNA. Its product is annotated as 2-oxoglutarate and iron-dependent oxygenase domain-containing protein 3-like. Gene Ontology annotation, cellular component: membrane. The record is from RefSeq and is a predicted model, not a curated record. Gene Ontology annotation, molecular function: iron ion binding; oxidoreductase activity, acting on paired donors, with incorporation or reduction of molecular oxygen; L-ascorbic acid binding. NCBI's taxonomy places the organism in Eukaryota, Metazoa, Arthropoda, Arachnida, Ixodida, Ixodidae.